UUAAACAUGUGCUGAAAGGAGGAGUGAGGGAAGUGCCUCACUUGCUUAGAGAAGGAGAAAGAGACACAAGCUUGUUGGUUUUACAGAAGAGAGGCAAAGCUGCAAGGGCCCACAUCACGGUGACAGAGGAAGGAAGUGUGACAAUCAGGCUGGGAAAUGUCUAAGAAAAUUAUUGGUUGUUUCUCUGUUUAAAGGCCGGCGUAUUCUUAAAAACAACAUGAAUAGUGACAGCAGCACCCCGCGUUAUGUUUCAACUUUGAAGAUGCACAUCAAACCAUCCUGUGCAUCGUCUGCGCAAAGGAAUGGGCUAGGAACGAUUAACACCAGAACCUUAGGCAAAGGUUCUGAUACAGGGUCUCUUUGUAAGAACAUGGAUCCACCUAAUUUUAUAGAGUCCAUAGAAGACUGCUGUGUAGACGAAGGAUGCGACCUUGUGCUUCGAGGGGUUCUCACAGGAAGUCAGCCUAUCAAAGUGACAUGGUUGCACAAUGCAGGUGAAACUGCACGUUUUGGGAAGCCUACCUUCAAUGGCAGGGAGGCGUGUUUUGUGGUGAAGGAAUGCUUACCAGAAGAUGCUGGCGCCUACACAUGCUUGGCUGAAAGCAGUGGAGGGAAGACAUCUUGCAGCGCUGCUGUGUUUGUGAGAGACUUCGAAACCAUGUGUGGUGUUUCAAAGUCCCCCACUUCUGUUUCCAAGCACACUAAGGAAAAUGGAAAGUCACCUCAAACUCCAAAAGAUGAGCUACAGAAAUGUAAAGGAUCUAUUCUUUCCUCCCCUACAGGCUCUAAUAAGCAGAGCCCAGUGUCAUCUCCUAGAGAAGUCAUUCCAAAGAAGAGAGCUAACUCAGGGAAAGCCCCAGUAUUACGUUUAGAAAAUCCUCCACAGCACCUGGAGGUGAAGGUAGGGCAUACUGCGAAGCUGACGUGUUGUUUCUCUGGAAGCCCCCCUGUAGCAUCCUGUUGGAUCAGAAACAAAGAACAGAUAUUGGAUGGCCCAGAGCUGUGGACAGAAAAUACAGAUCAGAGCAGCACACUGGUUAUAGCAGAGGCUAAUCCCCAGGACACAGGUUGCUACACUUUAGUAGUGAAAGAUCGCAAAAAUUCAGCACAACAUACCGUUACACUUUCUGUCAUAGAUAGACCAGAGCCUCCUGCCUCGUGUCCUGUGAUAUCCCUCAUUUCUGAAUCCAGCCUCGUGCUGUCCUGGUCAGGCCCCUGCUACGACGGAGGCAGUGCCAUCCUGGGUUAUGUGGUUGAGGUGAAAAAAGAAGGACCUGCUGAGCCUGGGGAUUGGCGUGAGCUCACUACCCAUUGUAAGAGCACCUCAUACAGAGUGCGUUCUGGGCUGCAGCCUCAACAGGAAUACUGUUUCAGAGUGAGAGCUUUUAACUCUGUUGGAAUAAGUGAGCCCAGCCCAGUUUCACCAGUUGUUAAGAUGGAACAACGAGGUUCUGGAAAAACACAAGAAGCUACUCAUGUGUAUACCUGUGUCACUAUUGACUCAACCCACAAAGUCACAGAUCAUUACAAUUUGCAGGAGAAACUGGGAAUGGGGAAGUUUGGCUUAGUGUUCAAGAUGACACAUAAGGAGACAGGACUUGUGUGUGCUGGGAAGUUCUACAAAGGACGUCGUACCAAAGAAAGAGAGGCUGCUCGUAAAGAGAUAGAGCUGAUGAACUAUCUUCAUCACCCCAAACUGGUUCAGUGUCUGGCAGCAUAUGAUCAUAAGCCUGAGAUGGUCAUGGUAAUGGAGUUUAUUGCAGGUGGGGAGCUGUUUGAACGUAUUGUUGAUGACAGCUUUGAGCACACAGAGCCUACCAGUGUAUCCUACAUGCAGCAGAUCCUGCAAGGGAUUGCCUACAUGCAUCAGCAGAGCAUUGUCCACCUGGACCUCAAACCUGAAAACAUUGUAUGUGUUGACACCACUGGCACCUCCAUAAAGAUAAUUGACUUUGGAUUAGCCAGCAAGCUUGAUGACAGCACACCUUUGAAAGUGAUGCAUGGGACGCCUGAGUUUGUAGCACCUGAAGUUAUCAGCUAUGAGCCUGUGUCUUUGGCUACUGACAUGUGGAGCAUUGGUGUCAUCUGCUACAUAUUGCUGAGUGGUGAAUCUCCAUUCCAGGGAAACAGUGAAUCAGAGACCUUGGCCUUGGUCACCGCAGCUCAGUGGGAGUUUGAUGAAGAAAGCUUUGAAGAAAUAACAGAUGAGGCUAAAAAUUUCAUCAGCUCCCUCCUCAGCAAAGACUACAGGCGGAGGAUGUCCUGUCAAGAAGCCCUUGCCCAUUCAUGGAUGGCAGCGUUUGACUCUGGAGACCACGCCACCACAAAGAGUCUGUCCAAGGAGAAGAUGAAAAGAUUUCUUGCCAGACAAAAGUGGAAGAAAGCUGGUAAAGCCAUGCUAGCCCUAAACAGAAUGGCUCUACUCUCUAAAAGUGACAGCUCUGUAUCUCCCACCAGCGUUGGAGAGGUGGCACCCCUGAGUCCAGAGGCAGAGCAAGCCCUGCAGUCUCUGGAGCGCAAGAUGCAGGGACCUCCGGUGUUCACCCAGAGCUUGGAGGACCAGACUGUGGCUCAGGGAUCCUGUGCCCGUCUGUCAUGUCACCUCACAGGAUAUCCUGACCCUGAGGUGGUGUGGCUGUGUGAUGACGAACCUGUGGAGGAGACAUCCACAGUGCAGUUAGAAUAUGAGGAAGAUGGCCGCUGUACCCUGAUUAUAUUAAACGUUGGCCCAGAAAAUGCCAGCAUUUACACAUGUAAGGCCAUCAAUGACCACGGGGAGGCCUACUGCUCAGCCAAACUAGUUGUUCAGUAGAUCUAUCUUGUAUAACUAUGUAUGCAGAGACAGACUAUAUAAACAUUAUGUUUUUGAGUGCUUAAAAAUGUACAUUUAUGUUUUGAUAGGAGGAAUACAAAUAAGGACCAAACUGUAAAACCUGUGGCAGAACUUUAUAACACAUAUUUUUGUACAAAUUCUAAUUUAGUCAGAUGGAUAUAGUUAUGGGGCAGCAUGCAAAGAAUGGGGUGUUUCAUUAUGGAACUAAGGUAUAAGUAUACUGACUUAAACAUGGUUUAAGAUAAAACUGUGAAGCAUGACGAGUAGCUGUAGCUGACAAUAAAUUGAUUAUCAAAAUUU
Molecule: messenger RNA, 3133 nt
Organism: Melanotaenia boesemani (Boeseman's rainbowfish)
Lineage: Eukaryota; Metazoa; Chordata; Actinopteri; Atheriniformes; Melanotaeniidae
Gene: mylk5
Product: myosin, light chain kinase 5
Exons: 17
Coding region: 218-2812 (864 amino acids)
Biological process (GO): protein phosphorylation
Molecular function (GO): protein binding; protein kinase activity; ATP binding
Source: RefSeq, a predicted model, not a curated record